AUGCUUUUCCUUCUCUUUGGGUUUCUAACUCUUCCUGCUAUUGCAGGUUCAACAGCUAAUACCAAUACAAACAUAGAUACCUGUUAUGGUUCCAAUCUGACCUUAGAACCUUCAACAGACCAUCGCCCUGUGCCAUGGGGUACCCCGAGUGUCCAUUAUUCAUUGAACAACACGCUAAUUACUUGCUGUAAUUCUCUGGAUGAGAUUCGCACCGCGCUCGAUGAUAUCGAUGAUGAAAUACUCCAUCUCCUAAAUCGGCGAGCCGCGUAUGUCCGCGAGGCAACUCGUUUUAAAUCUACACGGGCUUCUGUGAACGUUCCUUCACGCAAUGCGGCCGUCCUCAAGCAUGCAGAGCAGCAGGCGGCGCGUAUUGGGUUGCCAGUGACAAUUGCCCAGGCGGCCAUGGGAGCCAUUCUAAACUCCAGCGUGCCUUUUGAACAGUGCAUUUUUGAUGCCUAUGACUAG
Messenger RNA from Penicillium griseofulvum, 465 nucleotides. Its product is annotated as chorismate mutase. The transcript is spliced from 3 exons. Gene Ontology annotation, biological process: chorismate metabolic process; salicylic acid biosynthetic process. Gene Ontology annotation, molecular function: chorismate mutase activity. The record is from RefSeq and is a predicted model, not a curated record. Bases 1 to 465 code for a protein of 154 amino acids. NCBI's taxonomy places the organism in Eukaryota, Fungi, Ascomycota, Eurotiomycetes, Eurotiales, Aspergillaceae.